Messenger RNA from Quercus robur (English oak), 450 nucleotides. RefSeq lists its product as uncharacterized. The record is from RefSeq and is a predicted model, not a curated record. The transcript has a single exon. Lineage: Eukaryota; Viridiplantae; Streptophyta; Magnoliopsida; Fagales; Fagaceae. Bases 1 to 450 code for a protein of 149 amino acids.
AUGUUUGUGGCUCGACUCUCCACCGAGGAUAACAAUCGGGAGUCCAAAAAGGCCAAGAGGGGAGCUUUACCUGUGCUGGGAUUCUCGAACGAAGAUAAGAUCGGAACCAUCCAACCCAACGACGAUAUUCUAGUAGUUACACUCAGGAUUGGGGGAUUUGAUGUGAAGAGAGUACUGGUAGAUCAAGGCAGUGCUGUGGAAGUAAUGUACCUCGACCUGUACAGGGGGCUGAAUUUAAAACCCGAAGACUUGAUGGCGUACGAUUCCCCUUUGGUAAGUUUCGAGGGGAAGACUGUUACUCCAAGGGGCCAGAUCAGAUUGCCCAUACAGACCAGUUCGGACGUGGUGGAGGUGGAUUUCAUCGUAGUCGAUGCCUAUUCACCCUACACAGCUAUUGUGGCUAGACCUUGGCUUCAUGCCCUAGGGGCUAUCUCUUCUACGCUACACUAG